GAGAAUUGAACCCGUGACCUCCUAGUUGAUAGGUCGACGCUUAACCACUGAGCCACGCCAGUCAGGUGACAACGUUUCCUUUGAAUCCGCCUUUCCAGUCACUACAGCUGCAACAGGCCAGGGCAGGAAGUCACCUUCUGGCUCACAGCCCUCAUGGUCAGGCACCUGGCACAGGUGCUGAUGGUGGGAGGAGUGUGCAGCGCUUUCGGGCACUCGGAGAAACGUGAGAAACGUCUGCUCAGCGCUUCCGCGUGCCACAGACGUUUGGAAAGGAGCCGCCUGGAGGCUCAGCUGGUGGGCGAGGCCCGUGGUCAUUUCCGGCAGCGACUGGCGGUCCCAGCCGCGUCUGCAGGUUUCACUUUUGGGUCCUGAGCCCACAGUCGGCUGAGCGCUGCUUUGGAGGCUCCAGAGCUCAGCCCGGCAGCCCCAGCCCCAGUGACCUCACUUCCUGCGCCCCCGGAACCUGGGCAACAAGUUCAAGGUCACGCCCGAGGCCGCCCCUCCGGGGAGCAUGUCCGCCUUCGAGCGGGUGGUGAAGAGCGUGGUCCAGGAGCUGGACCGCCCAGGGGAGCUGGUCCCAGUGGACAGCCUGCGGAGCUCCACCAGCUUCCAGCCCUACUGCCUGCUGGCCAGGAGGCCCCCCGGCUCCAGGUUCUGGAGGCCCCGCUACAAGGGCAUCAACCUGUCCAUCAAGGACAUCCUGGAGCCCGAUGACCCCGAGCCAGCCGUCCAGUGCAUCGGUCCCUACCAAUUCCAAGACGCGGUGGAUGGGCAGCUGCAGGGCCGCGUGGAGCUGAGCGUCCCAGGGCAGGGCGGGUUCUCGGGCGGGGCCUCCGUGUCCGGCAGCUCCAGCACCUCCAUGAAUGUGUGCACGCUGCGAGUGGACCCCAACACCUGGGAGGCCAUGCACCAGAAGAGGCACCUUCGGCAGCCGGAGCACAAGGUCCUGCAGCAGCUGCGCAGCCGCGGGGACGACGUGUUCGUGGUGACGGAGGUGCUGCAGACGCAGGAGGCGGUGGAGGUCACCCGGACCCGCCGGCAGGAGGGCUCGGGCCAGUUUGUGCUGCCGGGAGCCACGUGCUUUCAGGGCCUGGGCCAGGGCGAGGGCCACCUGAGCCGGAAGAGGACCGUGACCAUCCCCACGGGCAGCGUCCUCGCGUUCCAGGUGGCCCAGCUGGUCAUCACCCGGUCGGGCUGGGACAUCCUCCUCAGCCCCAACAAGAAGCAGAGGACUUUCGAGCCGCCCCCAGUAGGCAACCUGCUUCCCGGAGGAGCAAGCAGCCGGCCCCGGCGGCCACCCCUCCGCUUCUCCAUAAGGUCCAUAGCUAAGCAACUCAGUCUCAUAGGAGAUGGGCUGGAGGAUGACAGGCAGGUGCCCGCGGAGGACUUCCCCAGCCUGCAGGUGCCCACGGAGGACUUCCCCAGCCUGCAGACGGAGGUGAGGGCCUGUGCCCGGCUCCUGGAGAGCCUGUCCGGGCCGCUGUGCGAGCAGCUGCUGAAGGGCCUGAGGCAGGUGCUGCAGGAUGAGCCGGCCCUGGAAGCCCUGGAGGAGUUGCUGGAGCAGGGCCUGUGCUGCGGGCGGGUGGAGCCCCUGCAGGGUCCCAUGGGCGACAUCCUCGAGUGCCUGGUGCUCCCCGACCGGAUGCUGGUGGAGGAGCUGGCCGGCCCCAUUGCCUACCUGCUGGAAGCCCUGGCUGCGCUGAGCGAAACCCAGCACGCGCUGCUGGCCGAGGCGCUGGAGGCCGAGGCGCUGUCAGAGCCCUUGCAGCUGGUGGAGAGCCUUUUGGAGCAGACCACGCCGUGGCAGGAGCCCAGAGCCGUGUCCCUGCCACCUGGGCUCCUGGGGAGCAGCUGGGGCCCAGAGGUGCCCACCUGGACCCUGCUGGAGGCAUGCGGCCUAGAGCUGCAGGCAGGUGCCCCCCAGGCGUCCUGGAGGCCCGAGGCUCAGGGCCGCACGUGUGCGCUCUACGCCUGCCUGGCCGCUGGCCUGCCCCGGGCAGCUCUGGGCAGGGAGCGCUGCCGGCUGCCGGCUGCCAGCCUGGGAAGAUGGAGCCCAGCCCGGCCGAGGCCCGUUCCCCACGGGACUGGGGGGCGUCAAUAAAUGUGCUACACAAAGGGAA
Messenger RNA from Myotis davidii, 2120 nucleotides. RefSeq names its product gasdermin D (gene GSDMD). Gene Ontology annotation, biological process: pyroptotic inflammatory response; defense response to bacterium. Gene Ontology annotation, cellular component: NLRP3 inflammasome complex. The record is from RefSeq and is a predicted model, not a curated record. Bases 512 to 2101 code for a protein of 529 amino acids. Lineage: Eukaryota; Metazoa; Chordata; Mammalia; Chiroptera; Vespertilionidae. Gene Ontology annotation, molecular function: phosphatidylserine binding; phosphatidylinositol-4,5-bisphosphate binding; phosphatidylinositol-4-phosphate binding. The transcript has 13 exons.